Molecule: messenger RNA, 1640 nt
Organism: Centropristis striata (black sea bass)
Lineage: Eukaryota; Metazoa; Chordata; Actinopteri; Perciformes; Serranidae
Product: GRAM domain-containing protein 2A
Exons: 12
Coding region: 141-1115 (324 amino acids)
Biological process (GO): regulation of store-operated calcium entry
Cellular component (GO): extrinsic component of cytoplasmic side of plasma membrane; endoplasmic reticulum membrane; organelle membrane contact site
Molecular function (GO): phosphatidylinositol-4,5-bisphosphate binding
Source: RefSeq, a predicted model, not a curated record
CCUCUCCCCGCAGCAGCAGCGGCCAGCUCCGGUCGAUGUGUCGGUGCUGGCGGACGGUCGGUGACCGGACAGACCGAGGACCUGCCGGGCAUCAGCGGACGGCUGCGGACUGAAGACUGCAUGGUGCUCACAGGCCGAUUAUGAUGACAGAAAAUAUGGAGCAGAGUGAUGAUGUAAGCGUCCUGCACCCCCACGAAGUGGAGCUCCACAGGGAAGAAGACGGACACUGCGCCCUGCCCUUCAGGCUGCAGCUGAUCGACGACCUGUCCUACGAGGACGUGAAGAAGUGUUACAGAGGAUCAACUGUCAGCAAGUACAACUCUCAAUACCACAAACUGUUCCAGACGGUUCCUAAAGACGAGAUCCUGAUGAAAGUUUAUUCGUGUGCGUUGUUGAGAGACAUCCUGCUGCAGGGACGCCUCUACAUCUCCAGGAACUGGCUGUGUUUCUACGCAAACCUGUUUGGUAAAGACAUCAAGGUGUGUAUACCUGUGGUUUCAGUCCGCCUGGUGAAGAAACACAAGACGGCCGGCCUGGUGCCAAACGGCCUCGCUAUCACCAUGGAUACGGCACAGAAGUACGUGUUUGUGUCCCUGCUGUCCAGAGACAGCGUCUACGAUGUCCUCAGGAGGAUCUGCACUCACCUGCAGGUGAACGGGAAGAGUCUGAGUCUGAAGCAGUACCUGGAGGAGCCCAGCUCUCUCUCCAUGCCGUCAUCUCUGUGUCUCUGUCAGGACGAGUUCCCGGAGGUGUUAAAGUGGAGGAGGAAGCCCUCGCUGCCCGCCGUCUCCUCCUCGCUCCCAGACCUGCUGGGGACGUCCACACCUAGCCUCGCCACGGACACGCCCUUCAGCACCCACACCCUCACAGACAGCAGUUUGGAAACAGAGAAGAUCCUGCUGACAGAACCAGUACCUGAACUGGGACACACAGAGUACCAGCUGCUGAAACUCUUCAUCCUGCUCGUCUUCCUGCUGGUCCUGUCGUCCUGCUAUCUGGCCUUCAGAGUUUGUCGUCUGGAGCAGCAGCUGAGCUUCCUGAGCAGCCAGCCCACGCUCAGAGAGAGGUGUGGUGAGGUGCCCUGCUGGCUGGCCAAUCAGAGGACAGGAACCUGACACUGAAGCCAAUCAGGGAGUAAAGAAGAAAUCUGCACUUACAUAGACUUCCCUCCAGGAGGCGGCGGUAGGCGGAGACCGGUGACUGUAGCAGCAACCGUCAGCAGCUGAACUCUGACCCCGCCGUGACCUGGUUACCAUAGAGACGUCACAGUAGUCACACAGUAGACUGACCUUUGACCUGUAAGGAUGAGGCGCUGGAGCAGAUGUGAAGAGAUCAGGAGGCCGGAGGAGCAACGACAUGCUGUAACAUAACAGAUGUAGAUUUUUAAUGUGAAGACUGAAAACGGAGUGUGUCUGUGUGUGUGUGUGUGUGUGUGUGUGUGUGUGUGUGUGUGUGUACAUAGACUUUAUGGAUCCACAUCUACUAACACACACUGACUGUGAGGUCUGUGUCAGUAGUUCAUGUUAAACAUGUUUUUAUUCAGACACUGUUGGAUGUGAUGAAACCGUAGUUAGAGUCAGAGGAGCUGCUGGUUCCUGAUGAAUUUUUAUAAACUGAAUAUAAUGCCAUACUUUGUCAAA